Molecule: messenger RNA, 5970 nt
Organism: Harpegnathos saltator (Jerdon's jumping ant)
Lineage: Eukaryota; Metazoa; Arthropoda; Insecta; Hymenoptera; Formicidae
Gene: dachs
Product: unconventional myosin-IXb-like dachs
Exons: 17
Coding region: 542-3970 (1142 amino acids)
Biological process (GO): actin filament organization
Cellular component (GO): myosin complex; cytoplasm; actin cytoskeleton
Molecular function (GO): actin filament binding; ATP binding; cytoskeletal motor activity
Source: RefSeq, a predicted model, not a curated record
GGCAACAAUGACGCCCAGUUGAACGCGACGGCUCGGCACUCUUCACGUGCUCAAAAGCGCGUAGCUGUUUGGCAAAGUUUACGCUUGCAGAAAAUUGCGCUGGUGUUAGUGAUCACGUCGAAAUCAGUUAGUGGGUCUUAUCAGUGAAUGCGGCCAUUGCCUUAUCGUUCGUUCGGAUAUCCUCCGACGCUGAAAGUGCAGUGUGCAGCGCGCUGUCUCGAAAUUCAGGUGGAAGGCCAAGCAGAAACGGUCUCGUCGAAUCUUAGGUCUUAACUCAGUGGUGGAGCUCAGGAUUAAGUUCGGUGCGAUGUGACGCAGUCUCGAGUGUUUUGUCUUUCCUUGUUUCUUUUUUCUCAACUUCGGCUAAUUUGCGGCGCGAAAGAUGUGCGAGUGCGGUGACGAGUGCACCGAGGACACAAAGACGCGGGAACACCGAGAUGUUCUGUAAGUGUCAGGUCCGCAGACACACUCGAUUGAUCGACUCUAGAAGGAAGUUCCAGUGAGGGAAAUUCUGGACGAGAUCGAGUCUCAAGCGCCUGAAAUGGCUACCCUCGGCCUCUCCAAAGUCUUCAUACUGGACAAAUAUUUUACAGAGCUGCAGAAGUUCUGGGAGACGGAGAAGAAGCUACAAGAUGCUUCCUCAUCGAACGAAGCGGUGCACCUACAGCAACGCCUACGGAGCCUCAGCACGGAACUGGUGACCCUAAGGAACCGGCUGCACGUGAGCCAACCGGCAAAUGCAUCAGGACCGGCGAGCGGCACCUCCGGGCCCCUGUCAAAGAGCCCGGAAAAAAGCGGCGCACCCUCCUCGCCCGCACCGGCGGUACCUCCGAGGACCACCCUGCCUCCCGGUGGCGGCGUAUCUCACGGGAUCGGUCAUCCCGCGGGUCACACGCUAACAGCUUCCGCAAUUGUUCAUCCGCACGUCAAUCAUGCCGGCACAAAUACGCUCGGUCACAACUCGACCGCAACAAAUAAUUUAAUAUCUGAUCUAGAUCCCUCGAAACGGCACAACGGAGUACCUGACGACGGGAUAGUAUCGUGUGUGACGGCAUUGGGAUGUCUCCGGUCGCCGCCGAUUUCCAGCAUCAUCGCCGACGUGAAGAACGCGAAGAGCAAUCAAGCCCAGCACCGAUGCCUCCCGAAAGCCAGCGCACCUUCCUCCGGCCCUGCGACCUCCACGGCCUUGGACGACCUCAUUCAUCUACCCGGACCUCUCACAGAAGACGCGGUGCUCAAGUGUCUACAAGCUCGCUUCUGCGCCAAGCAAUAUCAUACGAACGUAGGUCCCAUACUGGUCUGCGUAAAUCCAUACACGGACGUUGGGAAUCCGUUGACCUUAACGAGCACCAGGACAGUGCCAUUGACACCCCAGCUGAACAAGGUCGUUCAGGAAGCUGUGAGGCAGCAAUCGGAGACCGGGUAUCCGCAAGCAAUCAUCCUUUCCGGGACGAGCGGUUCCGGAAAAACGUACGCUUCAAUGCUGUUACUUAGGCAACUCUUCGACGUCGCCGGCGGCGGACCGGAAACGGACGCUUUCAAACAUCUAGCGGCAGCCUUCACGGUUCUCAGAUCCUUGGGCUCAGCGAAAACCGCUACGAACUCGGAGAGCUCGAGGAUAGGUCACUUCAUCGAGGUUCAAGUGACGGAUGGUGCUUUGUACAGAACGAAAAUACAUUGUUACUUCUUAGACCAAACGAGAGUGAUCAGACCAUUGUCAGACGAGAAAAACUAUCACAUAUUUUAUCAAAUGUUGGCUGGAUUAUCUCACGACGAGCGAGUCAAAUUGAAUCUGGAGGGGUACAAUCUCAAAAAUUUGAAAUAUCUCCAACAUGGCGACACGCGGCAGGACGAAACUGAGGAUGCCAUUCGGUUUCAAGCAUGGAAAGCUUGUUUAGGUGUUCUCGGUAUUCCGUUUCUGGACGUUGUGAGGGUACUAGCGGCGGUACUCAUCCUCGGAAACGUCGGUUUCACAGACGGUCCAGGCGUGGAAGUAGGUGUGAUUGGUGAGAACGAGUUAUCCUCCGUAGCUGCACUCCUGGGAGUUCCUCCGCCAGCUUUGUUACGAGGACUCACGUCGAGGACUCACAACGCGCGUGGCCAACUCGUUAAAUCUGUCUGCGACGCCAACAUGUCUAACAUGACCAGGGAUUCGCUGGCAAAAGCACUCUAUUGCCGUACCGUAGCCACAAUAGUAAGACGGGCUAACAGCUUGAAGAGACUCGGCUCCACUCUCGGCACCCUCUCGUCGGAUUCCAACGAAUCUGUUCAUAAUCAAGCCGAGGUUACUAGCCAACACGCCUCCACCAUUGGUAGCUCAGCGGGGGGGACAGGAUCUAGAAGCAUGACCGCAUUGAAUAAUGCCGUGCGACAUGCCACAGACGGUUUCAUCGGCAUCCUGGACAUGUUCGGGUUCGAGGACCCUAAGCCGAGCCAGCUGGAGCACCUUUGCAUCAAUCUCUGUGCGGAGACGAUGCAGCACUUCUAUAACACGCACAUAUUCAAAAGCUCCAUUGAGAGUUGCCGUGACGAAGGUAUCCCAUGUGACGUCGAAGUUGACUACGUCGACAACGUGCCAUGUAUUGAUCUCAUUUCUUCUUUGCGCACCGGGUUGCUAAGUAUGUUAGAUGUGGAAGGUUCUAUACACGGGACUGCCGAAAGUUAUGUCGCCAAAGUAAAGGUGCAGCACAAGCAGAAUCCCCGGCUGUUCGAGCCAAGAACAGUCGACUGCAGAUCCUUUGGCAUUCAGCACUUCGCGGGAAGAGUCACUUACGACGCCUCGGAUUUCCUGGACACGAACAAAGACGUUGUCCCCGACGAUCUGGUGGCGGUCUUCUACAAGCACGCUUGCAGUUUCGGCUUCGCCACGCAUUUAUUCGGUAGCGAGCUGAAAGCAUUGUACGCGAGCGACACCGUCCCAAGGGGCGUCAGUUUUCGAAUAUCGCCGACUUCACAUACCGAUCUUACAAACGGGGACGUGCCAAUAUCGACGUUGACGCAGGAUUUUCACACGAGAUUAGAUAAUCUCCUGAGAACUCUGGUCCAUGCCAGACCGCACUUUGUUAGGUGUAUCAGAAGCAAUGGCACCGAGACACCGAUGCAUCUUGACAGAGGUGUCACAAUGCGCCAAAUACGCUCGCUGCAGGUCCUGGAGACAGUGAAUCUCAUGGCAGGAGGAUACCCGCACAGGAUGCGAUUUAAGGCCUUCAACGCGAGAUAUAGGCUAAUCGCGCCCUUCAAGCAGCUGCGCCGCGCCGAGGAACAGGCUGUCGAGGACACGAAAUUGAUUUUGCAGAACGCGCAGCAGCUGAAGAGCAAAUUCGGCGCGAGCACGAGCUGGGCCCUGGGUAAGCGUCAUAUUUUCCUCAGCGAAGGUAUCAGGCAGCAGCUUGAGAACUUACGGGCGGAAACACGAAGAAAAGCCGCCAUAAUAAUACAGGCUACGUGGCGAGGUUGGCGAGUGCGAAGAGGAUGGCCUUUGCGAAGGACAAAUCUAGGGGUGACUUCCGGCAUUGGUCAAAAGAAACCUCAGCAACCAACUACCGGCAACACCGGAACCGUUCAAAGAAAUGUCGCUGCCGGCACGGUAACCGGAACUAACACUCGUCCAAGACCGCAACCAAUCGCUGGCACACCUCCCCCCGACCCUUCGGAGAAAUGCGCAGACCAAAAAAUGAUCCAGCAGACCUGUUCCCUCUUCGGACUAGAUCUGGAGCGGCCGCCACCUGUUCCGCCUAGCAGAUCUUACACCGUGACCGGAAACACAAAGCUUGGUUACCCACAAACCAGGAUUAUGAAAAUGCCUUUCCCAGAAGAAGGCGAAGGCGAGGUGGUCCUUUUGAAAGGAGAGACAGUUUUAGUUGUAGGUGCGUCACCCAGACGAGGCCAUCUUCUCGUAGAACACAACAAUACUACAUUGCAUGUGCCGUAUCAAUUCAUGGAAUUGAAACCUUGUAACAUUAAUGUGUAAUAAUACAGUAAUAUUUAUUCGGCUCCACGCUCUUUUAGGAGAACAGAUUGUAAUAUCGUUUCCCUUAUUUGAUGUUGGAAAAUUUACAUACGGGUGAAGGGGGAGAUCUUCACAAAGACGUUUUGUACAGAAGCUGUCAUAUCAGCAAACUAGCUUUGUUGUUUCUGAAAAAAAAUUUAGAUAUUAAUUUUUAUUUUCCAAACGUAAAAUUUAAAAAACGUAAAAUUUAAAAAAAGCUGCAUUUACAAAUAAAUCGUACGCGCGCGAUUUAAAUCCCAAAACAGUCAGCCCCUUGUGCAUUAACACAAGUUCGAAACAAUAUAAAAAAUAGCUCGAGUGUCUAUUUAUUUAUCAGCUGAUCCAUUUCGAAAUAAAUCAAGGCAGGAGUCAAGAAGCCAUCGGCAAACUGUAGCAAUUUCCAUUGUCAAUUAAUUUAGCGAGGAGGUAGUCUAGUAAUUUUUUCUCGUAAGAAAAAUAAGUUUGAUCCGCGCGGUUAGCUGAUGAAACAACAAAGUUGAGCGCUUUCUGGAGCAGUCUGUAGAACUCGACGAUGCUGUACUCUUUCCGCACGAAGUUGCUUGGUCUCGAUCAUCUCUGUGUCGUCUCCCGUCAGCCAAUUAAUUGCCAUAAGACCGUCCCGGAGUACGCUGGCAAAAGUUAGGGUAGGUGAUUAGUAUUAAGAGAGCGCCAGCGGCAUCACUCGCGGUGGAGUCAGCUCUAAAGGACAGUGAACUUCGUCCUCUAAUUAAUUACACCUCCCGUUAAGCGAGCUUAACGCGGAAGUCACCGCAGCCGUGCUUAUCGCUCGUUUCAGACACGGCAUACUGACUCACCCUAAGCUACGUUCGUCUUCCAUGUAGAUAAGAUGCCUGCGAAGAAGUCUAGAGUGCCUGGCAGAAAGAGUGUAAGUCAAAAAUUCGACAGCGGUAGCUUAAAGUUAAGCGAAAUGGUCAACGAUCGCCAGUUGAUCGCGAUACGAUGUAUAAAUAACGUGUACAGCUUUUUCAUGUUAGAUGAAUUUACCGAACGGUAAUUUGACGUUUUUGAUGCAUCGUAUUGUGUCUGAGAGCUGACGAUCGGUUUCUCAAUUUCUUUUUUCCGAUAUAGAUUGAUCCAACUGGUCCGUCCAGCGGUAUCUCUAACAAUAUCUCUAACAAUAUCUCAGACUAUCGGUUUAACGCGAACGUAUUUUUCCUGUCUUGCUGAGAACGAAUCCGUUGAAAAAUUUAAAAGCUCAGAAUUCGCGAUUUACAUUUCUCUUAUCGUGUACUCUAGAAGUGUUUUGAAAAUAGCGGACAUCGAUAUGUGCAUUCGAAGCAGGUUACGGAUUACGUGUAACUUACGUUAUAUAGAAUAGUGUAACGCACGGCAUGGUAGAAGAUGGUAUUACUAUAAUACUUCGUACCAACAGUAUUCGCUCGCGUUCAUCUUGAAUUCUUAGUGCCAAUUAGAGAAUGUUGUCACAAUAAUAUAUCUGUACUAUAAGAUUUACGCUAGUUCGUAAGUAAGCAUGUAGUAGUGGUACUGGACGUCACUGUCAUCGUAGAGAAAUCUCCGCUUUGUAGAUACACGGCACUCGUUCGCUCGUCGAUCCUAAGAAUCCCGAAGUCCGAAGGAUAAGUCCAAAAUUUACGUCGAAUACUUUAAUCUAGAUCUCUCGAGAAGCGCGCGAGAGCUGUAUAUACGUAAAGGUCCAACCGCGUGAAGCGUGGUUCCAGAUACCAGAGCAAUAUAAUGCACAUAUAUAUGUAUAUAUAUAUAUAUGUGUGUGUGUGUGUGUGUGUGUAUGUAUAUAUAUAUAUAUAUAUAUAUAUAUGUAUAUAAAUAUUUGACAACUGUAAGCGUCGACAAAUGUAAGGAUCAAGUAUACGUACCUUUGUGACAAAAGGGCAAUUAUCGCUGCUUGUCAUUGAAUGUUCCUUUCUCUUCUGAUUUUCCCUCGCCGUUAUCCUUCGAUUAAAAUAAACGUCCCCAUCCGUCAACAUCUUGUACAUUUUUAC